Apaloderma vittatum (bar-tailed trogon) is the source of this 746-nucleotide messenger RNA. It is a transcript of the gene UCHL5, whose product is annotated as ubiquitin carboxyl-terminal hydrolase L5. Gene Ontology annotation, biological process: ubiquitin-dependent protein catabolic process; protein deubiquitination. The annotation marks the transcript as partial. The transcript has 7 exons. Gene Ontology annotation, cellular component: Ino80 complex; cytoplasm. Gene Ontology annotation, molecular function: cysteine-type deubiquitinase activity; proteasome binding. NCBI's taxonomy places the organism in Eukaryota, Metazoa, Chordata, Aves, Trogoniformes, Trogonidae. The record is from RefSeq and is a predicted model, not a curated record.
GCCAGUACAUGGACUUAUUUUCCUUUUCAAGUGGCAGCCUGGAGAGGAACCAGCAGGUUCUGUUGUUCAGGAUUCCAGACUGGAUACAAUAUUUUUUGCAAAACAGGUAAUUAAUAAUGCUUGUGCUACUCAAGCCAUAGUAAGUGUGUUGUUAAAUUGUGCUCAUCAAGACAUCCAUCUAGGAGAGACUUUGUCAGAAUUUAAAGAAUUUUCACAAAGCUUCGAUGCUGCGAUGAAGGGUUUGGCACUAAGCAACUCAGAAGUGAUUCGACAAGUUCACAACAGUUUUGCCAGACAACAGAUGUUUGAAUUUGAUGCAAAGUCUUCAGCAAAAGAAGAAGAUGCGUUUCACUUUGUGAGCUAUGUUCCUGUUAAUGGGCGGCUGUACGAACUAGAUGGAUUGAGGGAAGGACCGAUUGAUUUAGGUUCAUGCAAUCAAGAUGACUGGAUAAGUGCUGUACGGCCUGUCAUAGAAAAGCGUAUACAAAAGUACAGCGAAGGUGAGAUAAGGUUUAACUUGAUGGCUAUUGUAUCUGACAGAAAGAUGAUAUAUGAGCAGAGGAUUGCAGAACUGCAGCAGCAACUUGCAGAGGAGGAGCCUAUGGAUACAGAUCAAAGUAGUAAUAUGUUAAGUUCUAUACAAUCAGAAGUUGCAAAAUACCAGAUGUUAAUUGAAGAAGAGAACCAAAAAUUAAAAAGAUAUAAGGUAUGUAACCUUUGCUUGUCUGAUGAAACUUGGAAAAGUU